Erinaceus europaeus (western European hedgehog) is the source of this 515-nucleotide messenger RNA. RefSeq names its product replication protein A3 (gene RPA3). NCBI's taxonomy places the organism in Eukaryota, Metazoa, Chordata, Mammalia, Eulipotyphla, Erinaceidae. The coding region runs from base 82 to 447 and encodes 121 amino acids. Gene Ontology annotation, cellular component: site of double-strand break; DNA replication factor A complex; nucleus. Gene Ontology annotation, biological process: DNA replication; double-strand break repair via homologous recombination; mismatch repair. The record is from RefSeq and is a predicted model, not a curated record. The transcript has 4 exons. Gene Ontology annotation, molecular function: damaged DNA binding; single-stranded DNA binding.
AUCUCCGCUGAGAGGCCCGCGGGGCGCACAUUUUCCGUGGUCAGUCCGUUUCCCGCCGUCCUCCGUUCCUGUUCCGCAAUCAUGGUGGAAGUGAUGGAGUUACCGAGGUCGCGCAUCAACGCUAGCAUGAUCUCUCAGUUCAUCGACCGCCCAGUCUGCUUCGUGGGGCGGCUGGAAAAGAUUCAUCCCACUGGGAAAAUGUUUAUUCUUUCAGAUGGAGAGGGGAAAACUGGAACUAUUGAAUUGAUGGAGCCUCUUGAUGAAGAAAUCUCUGGGAUUGUGGAAGUAAUUGGAAAAGUAACAGCCAAGGCAACCAUUAUGUGUGCAUCUUAUAUCCAGUUUAAAGAAGAUAACCAUCCUUUUGAUCUUGGACUUUACAAUGAAGCUGUGAAAAUUACCCAUGAGUUCCCACAGUAUUUUCCUUUGGGAGUUGUACAGUCUGAUUAAUCUUGAUGAAAUUUUGUGAUUGCAAAUGAGCUAGCUACACAGUAGACUAUUAAAAGAAGCCACUGUAA